Molecule: messenger RNA, 603 nt
Organism: Quercus lobata
Lineage: Eukaryota; Viridiplantae; Streptophyta; Magnoliopsida; Fagales; Fagaceae
Exons: 3
Coding region: 1-603 (200 amino acids)
Source: RefSeq, a predicted model, not a curated record
AUGGAGCAGCAACUAAAGCUGUCCAAAGGUGAUGGAGAGUUGCUUAAAGAUGCUAGGCAGUUUAGAAGAUUAAUUGGGAAGUUAUUGUACUUAACUUUGAGCAGACCAGAUAUAACCUAUUCAGUACAUAGGCUUAGCCAAUUCUUGGCACAACCAAGGGUUCCACAUAUGAAAGUAGCCACCAAGAUCCUUCAAUACCUCAAAGGCACACCUGGUCAAGGAGUAUUUUUCCCUGUAGAGUCAGAUUUGCAGCUAAAAACCUUCUGUGAUGCAAAUUGGGUAGGCAGCCCUGACACCAGGAAGUCCCUAAUUGGUUAUUGUGUUUUUUUAGGUGAUGCUCUAAUCUCUUGGAGGUCAAAGUACAUUGAAGCUGACUGCCAUAUAGUGAGGAAUAAGAUCUUGGAUGGCACACUUAAAACCUUCUAUGUAUCCACACGAAAUCAGUUAGCUGAUAUAUUUACAAAGGCACUUGGAGUUGAAAGUUUUAUGAGCAACAAGUAUGCAAGCAUGAAACUAGCACUAAAUGUCAGGGGGAGUUGCAGGGCAGUGUACAUCAGGGAGCAGCUCAGCAUGCAUCAUAGGAGCAGGGAAGCCUACAAUUGA